AUGAACCAGAUGGCCACCACGCAGGCGCACUCCCCCACCCCGCCGCACCUGCUGCCCGGCAUGAACCAGCGCAGCCCCAGCCCGCACGCCUCGCCCAACAUGAACCAGGGCGCCUUCCCCUCGCCGGGCCACUCGCGCCAUGCCUCGCUAGACCCCAGCGCCGCCUACGGACAGGCGAACGAGUGGGGCAACAUGGCUGCGUUUCGGGGACACCGACGCACGCCCUCGGAGACGUACAGCGAUGUCUCGUCGGCGCACGCGUCGCCCUACCUGGGCAACCAGGACAGCUUCGACGACGGCAACCCCUCGCCGCUGCUCAAUGCCCAGGACCCCUCGCUUUUCCACGACGUCAUGCAGUUUGGCCAGUUCAACCUCAACGACGCGCAGUCACACAUCAGCCCCGGCCACAGCCCCCACAUCUCCCCGCGACUGAUGCCGCAGCAGCAAGCUCUCCCGCAGUUCCAGCCGGGCACCUUUGGCUUGGACCCCAACCUCCAGAACCAAUACGCGCAGCAGGGCAUGGGCACAUAUCAGGGACAGGAGCCGUUCCCAACCAUCAACCAAGGGGGACCCGGGCCCGAGUUCGGCCAGGCCGACACCAUGUCACCCCCAGAGAUCAACAUCGACUUCGCGCCGCCUUCGCGCCAAGCGAGCUUUGAGCCCCCAAAGCCGGAUCUGCAGACUGAUGCGCUUAGCCCGCCCGAUAGAUCACGCAGCCGAAACAGGAUACGUGCCAAAUCGGACCCCUUUAGCAGUGCGAGCUCCCGCGCCUCGACUCCGGGCCUCGACCCGCUCGAAGCCCAGAGGUCACUCUCGCCGGGUGCCGCAAAAGGCUCCCGCUCCCCCUCACCUGGUUCUACCAAAUCUUCCCGUCGUUCCUCUACCUCUAGUGUGCCUCACCGUGACUACAUCCUUGACCUCGCCGACCCGUCCCGGCCUUCGGGUGCGCCUGAUGGCUCGAAUACGAAGCGGACACAGAAACACCCCGCAACCUUCCAAUGCACUCUCUGCCCCAAACGCUUCACACGUGCCUACAAUCUCCGAUCACAUCUGCGCACCCACACCGACGAACGACCGUUCGUCUGCAGUGUCUGCGGCAAAGCAUUCGCUCGCCAGCACGACCGUAAGCGUCACGAAGGUCUUCAUUCUGGAGAGAAGAAGUUCAUUUGCCGUGGUAACCUGAAGGAUGGCAACAACUGGGGUUGCGGCAGGAGGUUCGCUCGCGCGGAUGCUCUCGGCCGACAUUUCCGUUCAGAAGCCGGUCGCGUGUGCAUACGUCCGCUCCUCGAGGAGGAAGCCCAGGAGAAGGGCCACUGGGACGGCCAAAACCAGCCCAUGGACAAUUCCAACGGCAUGUUUGCCCCCAUGCCCCAGCAAGGCUACCCAGGCAUGAUGGCGCCGCAGCCAGGUUACGAGGCCUUCCCUUCUGUCAGCGGCGGCCUCGAGCCCGGCACCGUCCCGCAGUACGGUCUGCCCGCCGCGCUUCUAGCCCAGUACCCCGCACUCGCGGGCUUGAACUGGAAUGAGCUGCCCGCCGGUGCGCCCGACGACGUCGAAGGCGACAUCAGCGGGAGGAGCAGCUUCGAUGCCAGCAGCGGAGGCGAGAUGUUCGAUGACGAUGGCGAGUCGUAUCCCGCGCAGCAGUACGGGUGGGCGAGCGACUACGAGACCAACGCCCGGUAG
Molecule: messenger RNA, 1683 nt
Organism: Paraphaeosphaeria sporulosa
Lineage: Eukaryota; Fungi; Ascomycota; Dothideomycetes; Pleosporales; Didymosphaeriaceae
Exons: 2
Coding region: 1-1683 (560 amino acids)
Biological process (GO): regulation of transcription by RNA polymerase II
Cellular component (GO): nucleus
Molecular function (GO): RNA polymerase II cis-regulatory region sequence-specific DNA binding; DNA-binding transcription factor activity, RNA polymerase II-specific
Source: RefSeq, a predicted model, not a curated record